Molecule: messenger RNA, 1973 nt
Organism: Corapipo altera (White-ruffed manakin)
Lineage: Eukaryota; Metazoa; Chordata; Aves; Passeriformes; Pipridae
Gene: ANKLE1
Product: ankyrin repeat and LEM domain containing 1
Exons: 10
Coding region: 1-1812 (603 amino acids)
Molecular function (GO): endonuclease activity
Source: RefSeq, a predicted model, not a curated record
AUGAGCGGAACGCGUUCCCGGGAGCUGACGCCGCUCCACGAGGCCGCGGCCCGGGGGUGCCGCCGGUGCCUCGGGCUCCUCCUGCGGGAACGGGGGCACCUGCGGGACCAGGAUGGAAAACAGGCCGUGGAUGUGGUGCUGGAGCAGGGCUGGCCCCUCGUGGAGGCCCCGGGGGGGCACAGGAGGACCCUGUCCUUCCUGACCGAGGAUGACUCCGAUGGCAGCAUCUCCCCUGGGCUCCCUGAGGACAAUUCCGAGGCCGGACCCCUCAGCAGCACCCGCAGGUCCCUCCUGGAGGAGCAGGAGCUGGGGGGCUGCUGUGUCCCCCCACUGUGCCCGGCCGGUGUCACCGCUGGGGAUGUCACCCCCCGGGGCCAGGAGCCCCCCGGGCACCGCCACAUCACCCCCAGGACCAGGAGCCGCCUCCGGGCGGUGGCAGAGCGGCUCAACUCCUCCUCCUCCUCCUCUUCCUCCUCCCUCUUCAAUGGGACGCUGCCGAUGCCCCGGAGACCCCCCAGGAUCAGAUCCCCCCGGGGGGUCCCCAGGGACCCUGUCACCCCCCCGGGACACUGUGUCACCCCGCGGGACGAGGAUGUGUCCGGGCAGGACGGAGAGGGGACAGACUCUUUGGAAGACACCCAGAUCCUGCCCGGAGCCCCCAGUUCACCCCCGGGGGGGGGUCGGCAGCUCCCCCGGCUCCAGCCCCACGGCCCUCGGGGCUCCCCCCACCCCGAGGUGCUGGAGGGUGGCUCUGGGUGGCAGCAGCACUCGCCCUCGGGGACACCCCAGUUCCAGUGGCCCCACGGGAGCUCCAGGCGCCUUUUGGCCCCACAAGCAUCCAGCAGUGCCCGGGGGGACCUGGGCACCCCGUCCAUGCCACUGUCACCCCCCGGCUGUGGUCCCCACUGCUCCAGGGGGCAUCGAGACGACGAGGGGCAGGGACUGUCACCCCCCGAGUGUCACAGUCCCGGCACAGGGGCCACCCCCAGCCCCGAGGACGCCCCGGGCCGGGAUGGCCGAGUGUCCCCGGUGUCCCCGGGGCCCCUCUCGGACCAAAGUCUGCGGCGGCGGCUGCGGGAGCUGGGGGAGGAGCCGGGACCCGUCACCGACCUCACCCGGGGGCUUUACCGGCGGCGGCUGCGGGAGCUGGGCACGGGACGCGGCGGGGAGCCGGGGGGGCACAGCCCGGAGCUGGUGGCUGCGCUGAGGACCGGCCACAUCCCCGACUGUGCCCAGGACGAGCUGGCACUGGCGCGGCAGUUCGAGCGUCCCGACCGCGGCCGGCGCUGGCGGGAAGGGCUGCUCAAGUCCAGCUUCAACUACCUCCUCCUCGACCCCAGGACCACCCGGGACCUGCCCCUGCGCUGCCCCCGCCUGAGCCCCGCCCAGCGCUUCCAGACCUUCGUCAGCGCCGUGUUCUACGUGGGCAAGGGCACCCGGGCCAGGCCCUACUGCCACCUGGCCGAGGCCCUGGGCAGCACCGGGCAGGGACACGUCCCUGCUGUCCCACAGGGCUGCCCCAAGGUGCGGCGCAUCCUGGAGAUCUGGGAGAGCGGACACGGCGUCAUCUCCGUGCUCUGCUUCCAGAACAGGGUCCCGGCCGAGGCCUACACGAGGGAGGGCUGCAUGGUGGAGGCGCUGGGCCUGCAGACCCUCACCAACCAGCGCAAGGGGCACUGCUAUGGCGUGGCCGCGGGCUGGGCGCCCGAGCGGCGCCGGCGCCUGGGGGUGCACAUGUUGUACCGGGCCAUGAGCAUCUUCCUGGCCGAGGGCGAGCGGCAGCUCCGGCCCGGGGACAUCCCGGGGAGGUGACAGUGCUCGGGGGGGUGGGGGUGGGGGGCAGCUUUUAUGUCGUGACCGCUGCGAAGAUUUGUUUCUGUUUUUCUAUUUCCCCGGCCGGGUGAUCAAUAAAUCGCUGCGGGGCUGGGUUUGCCUGAAGAAUUCCCAGUUGUGGGAGAUUCCUGGCUUCGCAU